AUGACCUCAAACUCAACAACCCGAGAAGGCUGGUCCACCCGCCGCCCCUCCCGGUGCUACGGCUCCGAAACGGGGCACUCAACAUGGGGCUCGAACUGGUCCUGCUGUCCACCGAACACGACGGAACGGGUGGACGACGACAACAACACGCGGUGCUACCUAGACGAUCCAGGCGACAAGCUCAGCUCUGACUUCCCGAAUCAGUGCGCGAACUCGUCGCUGGUGCUGUGGUCCGACAGCGGCAAUUACUUCUGCUGCGAGGAGACCCUGGUCGGGUUCAUGAACAAGGACGAGUACAAGGGGUGUGGCGCGGAGGGGGAGGUCCGGGAAGCGGUGGGGGAUGGGACGGUGGUGAAGAUUGUGGAUCAGCAUGGGAAGCCGACGGCUACGGAAACAUCAACAUCAACAUCAAUCUCAACCUCGACAUCUAUGUCCUCAGCAUCGACAUCACCAUUACCAUCAACAUCGUCAUCCUCCGUCUCAUCCACGAACAAAGGCGCCAUCGCAGGCGGUGUCGUCGGCGGCGUCGGCGGCGCCCUGCUCAUCAUGGGCAUAAUCUGGUUCUUCCUACGGAGACGUCGUCUCACUCGAGCAGGGUUUAGCACAUCAGCCGGAGUGGGACAGUUUCCUCGGGGACAGAGCAAUCAGAUGGUCGAGUUGGAUGGGGGGUUGGGGCAGAAGGAGCUGCCGGAUAGUAGUCGGCCGAGUGAGGUUAUCAAGGCUGUGGUUUAUGCUUUUAGAGUCGAGCUGGUUGAAGGUAUGGACAUUGAAAACAAAUCAUCUAAGCUGAAUGACAAAGACUAA
This is a messenger RNA of Aspergillus steynii IBT 23096, 804 nucleotides long. RefSeq lists its product as uncharacterized. NCBI's taxonomy places the organism in Eukaryota, Fungi, Ascomycota, Eurotiomycetes, Eurotiales, Aspergillaceae. The coding region runs from base 1 to 804 and encodes 267 amino acids. The transcript is spliced from 4 exons. The record is from RefSeq and is a predicted model, not a curated record.